Molecule: messenger RNA, 2658 nt
Organism: Miscanthus lutarioriparius
Lineage: Eukaryota; Viridiplantae; Streptophyta; Magnoliopsida; Poales; Poaceae
Source: the annotation of a GenBank genome assembly
AUGUCGACAUAUCCUGUAUUGAACGACCGACCAAUUGAUCAGUGGACGGUUACGGAGUUGAAGGAUGAGCUUGAGCGAAGGUAUCUGCUUGUCAAUGGUUUGAAGGAUGAUCUUUUGAAGAGGCUCUUUGAGGCCAUGCAGGAUGAGAUACCUGAUGGUGAGGGAAAAGCAACUGUUGUAACUUCCCCUCCUGAGGAACCUGAUGGAGGUGAAACUCCUGGUUCCAUUGUUGCAUCUGUUGACCAGGCUUCAAUUGAGCAACAUGUUGAUAAAGGUGCUUCUGAGGUUGCGAAACAGGGGGCAGAUCUUGUUAUCUCUGUUACAGAAGCUUAUGAUGAAAGUACAUUUGCUACUUCAGAAGUUACUCAGGAGGCUGUGGUUGGUACUGUAGAAGCUAGUCAGAAAAGUUUGGAUGCUGUUGCAGAAGUUGAGUCUUCUCUAGUCGAUACAGCUGCAACUGAUGAAACCAAUGGUGAUGGUCUAGAUUCAGCUUCAAGUGGUAAUACUAUAGUGAAGGAAGCAAAUCCACACUUUGAAGGUCAUGAUGAUACUAUCGAGAGGACCCCAGAAGAUGACACCAAUAAGAAAAUGGCUGUUGAUGAUGAACCUUCUGAUCUUACUGGCAGUGACAUCAAGUUGGGCCUCGAUGUGCACAGCAAGAUUCUAAAAUUGGAAGAUGAACCCUCACCUCCUGAUAUGAAAUUGCAUAGUCAUCGUGAGGAUUCUGAUGCCGUUGCAGUUGCUGAGCCAGAAGAUGACACAAGGAAAAAAAUGAUCAUUGAUGAUGUACCAUCUGGUCUUACACAUACUAAUGUGGAGUUAGGUGCCCAGGUAGACUGCAAAAUUGAACAGGAAGAAGUAUCAACACUGUUUGAUGCUACUGCAUUGCAUGCUUAUCCUAAGGAACGUAUUGUGGCUGCGGCAAAAGGCCUUGUGGUUGGUACUGCAGAAGCUAGUCAGAGAAGUUUGGAUGUUGUUGCAGAAGUUGAGUCUUCUCUAGUCAAUACAGCUGCAACUGAUGAAACCAAUGGUAAUGGUCCGGAUUCAACUUCAAGUGGUAAUACUAUAGUGAAGGAAGCAAAUCCACACUCUGAAGGUCAUGGCGAUACUAUUGAGAAAACCCCGGAAGAUGACACCAAUAAGAAAAUGGCUGUUGAUGAUGAACCUUCUAAUCUUAUUGGUGGUGACAUCAAGUUGGGCCUCGAUGAGCACAGCAAGAUUCUAAAACUGGAAGAUGAACCCGCACCUUCUGAUGAUAUGUUGCAUAGUGAUAAUGAGGAUUCUGAUGCUGUUGCGGUUGCUGAGCCAGAAGAUGACACAAGCAAAAAAAUGAUCAUUGAUGAUGUCCCGUCUGGUCCUACACAUACUAAUGUUGAGUUAGGUGCCAAGGUAGACUGCAAAAUUGAACAGGAAGAAGUAUCAAUACUGUCUGAUGCUACUGCAUUGCAUGCUUAUCCUAAGGAACAUAUUGUGGCUGUGGCAAAAGGCCUUGCGCUCCCAAGGAGGACGCUGAUGUCAGGCUACACAAGUGAUAUAGACUUGGACAGAAAAGAGGAGAGUCCUGACAGAAAUUCUCGUGAGAAACUGAACUUAGAUAGGAGUUCAGGUGAUGAAUCAAUGGAUGAGGAUGUGAUGGAAAGUAAGCAUGCCGAUUCCUAUAUCAAACCUGAUGAUCUUAUAGGAAAGACAGAGGUUACUUCAGAGCAUGUGUUUAAAGAGGUUUCUCUCCUUGAUACUCAUGCUGAGGGUUCCUCUGCACACUCAAAGGAAAUUGUCACUGAAGAGAAGCCACCAACUCCAACUGAAAAGAGGAAGCCUGAAGAUCAAGAAGUCAUUGAAAAUAAUGAGCCAAUCAAACGCCAGCGCCUAUGGAACAAGGAUGCUGUCAAUAUUUCUGAUCAACAAGCAUCCAAAAUAACUAGUACUGUACCACCUGCCAAAACAUCAGCAACAACUUCGUUAAGAAUUGAUCGGUUUGUGCGCCCAUUUACUCUGAAAGCUGUGCAAGAACUUCUUGGUAAAACUGGAUCUGUCUGCAGCUUUUGGAUGGAUCAAAUCAAGACCCACUGCUACGUCACAUACUCUUCAGUGGAGGAAGCUGUGGCUACGAGGAAUGCUGUCUACAACCUCCAGUGGCCCCCAAACAACCACAACUAUUUGAUCGCUGAAUUUGUCGAUCCAGAAGAGGUAAAGCUCAAACUUGAAACUCCUCUGCCAUCUCAAGUGCCGAUCAGUCCGAGCACAGUUGCAGCACCGCAGGCAGCAACCUUCCAACAGCCAGAGGCUAACCAAACCCUAGUAGCUCCCCAUGCUCCUGCUACUUCAAGGGGUUUGUUGCCCACUCCAGCACCAUUUGCCAAGCUGCCUCCCACCUCUGACCCUGGACCAGCAAGGGAGAGCCUUCCUCCCCCUCCUCCAAUGAAGCUGGACCCUGCCCGGACACUGGAUGAACUCUUCAAGAAGACACAGGCGUACCCAAGGAUUUACUACAUGCCACUGUCAGAAGAGGAGGUAUCUGCUAAACGUGCAGCUCACGACAAUGGUUCUAUUCUCGCACCUGACACUACCAGACCAGCAGCUGCAGCUCUAGGAAGAACUACUGCACCGUCCUUGUCCCUACAUUUAGCUGGUAGUGUGUUGAAACUUGAAAGGCUUUAG